Messenger RNA from Zerene cesonia (dogface butterfly), 2590 nucleotides. RefSeq names its product bifunctional 3'-phosphoadenosine 5'-phosphosulfate synthase (gene Papss). Lineage: Eukaryota; Metazoa; Arthropoda; Insecta; Lepidoptera; Pieridae. The coding region runs from base 312 to 2183 and encodes 623 amino acids. The record is from RefSeq and is a predicted model, not a curated record. Gene Ontology annotation, biological process: sulfate assimilation; 3'-phosphoadenosine 5'-phosphosulfate biosynthetic process. Gene Ontology annotation, molecular function: adenylylsulfate kinase activity; sulfate adenylyltransferase (ATP) activity; ATP binding. The transcript is spliced from 14 exons.
UAAAGUAAAUUAAUAAAUGAAAUAAUGUUGUAAUAAGUUGUUUGUAAUUUUAAAUUAGAACACUGGGCAAAUGGUCAAAGCUGUAUAGUUCAACAGUACCUAUAAAGCUACAAUUUAGCGUUUAAUAGCGUUGAGAUAUUUAAAUCAAGGUCUAAUGACUACUAGCCGACCAUUUAUCAUUGAUCUGUUUUAGUUUUUAAUCGAUAGCUGAACGAUUAUAGUAAUACAAUUUAUAAGAGUUAUCGGAGAUUAUUUUAAACGUACGAUAAUAGUUAACAAUUAAAGUUUAUAAAAUUGAAUAAGUAAAAGCAAUGGACGGACCCUCGAGACCCAGGAAGAAGCUAAAAGCAUGCGCGCAAGUUGCGACGAAUGUUGUGGAACAGAAACACCAAGUUUCAAGAGCAAAGCGAAGCAGGGCCUUCGGCAGCAAGGCCUUUAGGGGGAGCACUGUUUGGUUCACAGGCCUCAGCGGGGCUGGGAAGACUAGCAUUGCCUUCGCGUUGGAGGCGUACCUCGUAUCAAAAGGCAUCCCAGCAUACGGUCUAGAUGGCGACAACAUCCGCACGGGCCUCAACAAGAACCUCGGUUUCAGUAAAGAGGACAGGGAAGAGAACAUCCGACGAGUGGCAGAGGUUGCCAAACUGUUCGCGGAUAGCGGCGUCGUUUGUUUGUGCAGCUUCGUGUCCCCGUUUGCGGAGGAUAGAGAGGUAGCUCGUCGCAUCCAUAUAGACUCGGAUCUGCCGUUCUUCGAGGUUUUUAUUGACACACCGCUAGAAGUGUGCGAACAGCGUGACACCAAAGGGCUGUACAAAAAGGCCCGCGAGGGACAAAUAAAGGGAUUCACAGGUAUCACCCAAGAGUAUGAGCGCCCGGAGGCUCCCGAGCUGGUUAUAGAAACAGUCGGUCGGUCUAUUGAAGAAUCCACCAUGGAGGUUAUAAAGCUGCUUGAGGAACAGGGUGUGAUUCCCCACUUCGAGAGCGUAUCUGGCGUGGAGGAACUCUUCAUCUACGGCAAUAGAUUGAGCAGUGCCAUUGAUGAAGCUGCACGGCUGCCGCAGAUUGAACUAACAAAGCUCGACUUACAAUGGGUUCAAGUAUUAUCAGAAGGUUGGGCUUACCCCUUGAAAGGAUUUAUGAGGGAAAUUGAAUAUUUACAAGCACUACAUUCCAACUGUCUAACUCUGUCCGAUGGCACUAUCGUCAACCAAUCAGUGCCUAUAGUGUUGCCAGUUAAGACGGAGGACAAGGAACGAAUGACCGGUUCCAAAGCGAUCGCUCUCGUGUAUGAGGGUAGGACUGUUGCCGUGCUGCGGUCGCCGGAAUUCUACCCGCAUAGGAAGCAGGAGAGAUGCAGUCGGCAGUUUGGCAUUUAUCACACUGGCCACCCUUACAUUAAGAUGAUCGAGGAAGCCGGCGACUGGCUGGUGGGCGGCGCGCUGGAGGUGUUGGAGCGCGUGCGCUGGGACGACGGGCUCGACGCGUUCCGCCUCACGCCCAACGAGCUGCGCCGCAAGUUCAGGGAGUUGAACGCGGACGCCGUUUUCGCUUUCCAGCUCCGCAAUCCCAUUCACAACGGGCACGCUCUGCUGAUGCAAGAUACGCAGCGGCAACUCGUCGAAAGGGGAUACAAGAAACCAGUACUCCUUUUGCAUCCUCUGGGCGGUUGGACAAAAGACGACGACGUACCGCUAGAGGUCCGUAUAAACCAGCACAAGGCGGUGCUCAACGAAGGUGUAUUGGACCCGCAGUCCACCGUGCUGGCUAUAUUCCCCUCGCCUAUGAUGUACGCGGGACCCACUGAGGUGCAAUGGCACGCCAAGUGCCGCAUGAACGCGGGCGCCAACCACUACAUAGUGGGGCGCGACCCGGCGGGGCUGCCGCACCCGGACGGCUCCGGGGACCUGUUCGACCCGCGCCACGGGGCCAUGCUGCUCGCCGUGGCGCCGGGACUCAACGACCUGGAGAUCAUUCCAUUCCGCGUGGCCGCCUACGACGCUUCAGUUGGCAAAAUGGCGUUCUUCGAUCCUACCAGAAAAGAAGAUUUCGAUUUCAUAUCUGGAACAAGGAUGAGAGGUCUUGCUCGGGCCGGCAAGGAACCGCCAAAAGGAUUCAUGGCGCCGACCGCGUGGAAAGUAUUAUCAGAAUAUUACCAGUCUUUAAAAUCCAAAAUGGAUACAAACUAAUUAAUUUAACUUAUUUAAGAACACUAUUUAAUAAUCGUUUAUUUGGCACAAAAUAAUGUUUUAAUUAAAAUUAAUUCUAUUAUAUUUUAAAUCAAAUAUUGUUGUGAAUAUCUCAAUGUGAGUGCAAUGUUUAAUGUUUUUAUUACAUUCCUGUUUUCGGUCGUUUGUGUAGUUUUACACAUUCCAGUUUUUAUUUGUCAGAAAUUAGCGAAAUCGAUUUAUAUAACUGUUAAUUUAUUCGGUUAAGAACAAUAGCUGAAGUAUUAUAUUUUAAAUGUUUAAAGGGAAGGGUCCUUGUUAAUUUUUUAAAAGAUUAUAAAUGUCUAUUUUAAACAAAGUAUAAUUAUGGUGCUUGAAAAUCAGACAGAUUUAUUUAAUAUACAAAUAAAGUGAUAUACAUAGCGUAA